GAGAGCCCGUCCAUGGAGCCGAAGAUCGUCUCGUCGCGCCUGGCCGUGUCCGGCCAGAUCGCCCCGUCCGACAUCGCGUCGCUGGCCGAAGAGGGCUAUCGCGCCAUUAUCUGCAACCGCCCCGACGGCGAGGGGGCGGACCAGCCGACCUUCGAGGAGAUCGCCGCCGAGGCGAAGAAGGCCGGCCUGGAGGCCCGCUACCUGCCGGUGACCAGCGGUAAGGUGACGGACGCGGACGCCGAGGCCUUCGGCCGGGCGCUGGACGAGCUGCCGGGGCCGGUCUUCGCCUACUGCCGCAGCGGCACCCGCUCGGUCACCCUCUGGUCGCUGUCCCAGGCGGACAGGCUGGAGCUGACCGACAUCCUGCAGCGGGCCAAGGCGGCCGGCUACGACAUGUCGGGCGUGGUACGGCGCAUCGCCAACGCCGGCAAGACGCCGGUGGACCGGGCCGACGCCAGUUACGACGUAGUGAUCGUGGGCGGCGGGGCGGCCGGCAUCUCCGUCGCCUCCAGCCUGCUUCAGCGCAAGCACGACCUGUCUGUGGCGAUUAUCGAUCCGGCCGACAUCCACUACUACCAGCCGGGUUGGACCCUGGUGGGCGGCGGUGUGUUCGACCCGGGCGAGACGGUGCGCACCAUGGCCUCGGUCGUCCCCAAGGGGGUGCACUGGCUGAAGGCGGCGGUGGCGGCCUUCGAGCCGAAGGAGAACGCCGUGGUGCUCGACGGCUGCCGGGUGGUCAAGUACGACCGCCUGGUGGUCUGCCCCGGGCUGAAGCUGGACUGGGACGCCAUUCCCGGUCUGGUCCAGACGCUGGGCAAGAACGGCGUCACUUCGAACUACCGCUUCGACCUGGCGCCCUACACCUGGGAGCUGGUCCGCGGCUUGACCUCGGGCACCGCGCUCUUCACCCAGCCGCCGAUGCCGAUCAAGUGCGCCGGCGCGCCGCAGAAGGCCAUGUACCUCUCGGCCGACCACUGGCAGCGCCAGGGCCGCCUGAGCGACAUCGACAUCGGCUUCUACAACGCCGGCGCCGUGCUGUUCGGCGUCAAGGAGUACGUGCCGCCGCUGAUGACCUACGUCGAGCGCUACGGCAUCGACCUGCAGUUCAAGCACAGCCUGAGCGCCAUCGACGGCCCGGCGCGCAAGGCCUGGUUCACCCGCAGCGACGCGGACGGCGAGACCGAGACGGUCGAGCGCAGCUUCGACAUGAUCCACGUCUGCCCGCCGCAGACCGCGCCGGACUUCAUCCGCGUCAGCCCGCUGGCCGACGCCGCCGGCUGGGUCGACGUCGACCAGUCGACGCUGCGCCACAAGAGCUUCGACAACGUCUACAGCCUGGGCGACGUGAUGAACGCGCCCAACGCCAAGACCGCGGCGGCGGCGCGCAAGCAGGCGCCGGUGGUGGCUCAGAACCUGCUCUACGACAUGGGCCACAGCCGCUACCAGGCGCACUACGACGGCUACGGCUCCUGCCCGCUGACGGUGGAGCGGGGCAAGAUCGUCCUGGCCGAGUUCGGCUACGGCGGCAAGCUGCUGCCCAGCUUCCCCUCCUGGCUGAUCGACGGCACCCGGCCCAGCCGCCUGGCCUGGCUGCUCAAGGAGCGGAUUUUGCCGCCGGUCUACUGGCAGGGCAUGCUCAAGGGGCGCGAGUGGAUGGUCAAACCCGAGCGCCUGCCGGAAGGGUCUUUCGUGUCACGGAUCGAGCGCUGGCUGCCGAUCCUCCAGUGGGGGCGCAGCUACGGCCGCGAGUCGGCGGUCAACGACCUGGUGGCGGCGGUCAUCGUCACCAUCAUGCUGAUCCCGCAGUCGCUGGCCUACGCGCUGCUGGCCGGGCUGCCGCCGGAGGUGGGGCUCUACGCCUCGAUCCUGCCGCUGGUGGCCUACGCCGUCUUCGGCACCAGCCGGGCCCUGGCGGUCGGGCCGGUGGCGGUGGUCUCGCUGAUGACCGCCGCCGCGGUCGGCCAGGUCGCCGCCCAGGGCACGGCCGACUACCUCAGCGCGGCCAUCGUGCUGGCCCUGCUCUCGGGCCUCUUCCUGAUCCUCAUGGGGCUGUUCCGCCUCGGCUUUCUCGCGAACUUCCUGAGCCACCCGGUGAUCUCCGGCUUCAUCACCGCCUCGGGCCUGAUCAUCGCCGCCAGCCAGCUCAAGCACAUCCUCGGCAUUCCCGCGCAGGGGCAUAACCUCUUCGACCUGGUGGUCAGCCUGGCCGAGGGGCUGGCGCAGACCAACCUGCCGACGCUGCUGAUCGGCGGCGGCGCGCUGGCCUUCCUCUUCUGGGU
Symbiodinium necroappetens is the source of this 2279-nucleotide messenger RNA. The record is from the annotation of a GenBank genome assembly. Lineage: Eukaryota; Dinophyceae; Suessiales; Symbiodiniaceae.